Pectinophora gossypiella (pink bollworm) is the source of this 2906-nucleotide messenger RNA. Its product is annotated as Krueppel-like factor 8. The coding region runs from base 673 to 1440 and encodes 255 amino acids. Lineage: Eukaryota; Metazoa; Arthropoda; Insecta; Lepidoptera; Gelechiidae. The transcript is spliced from 10 exons. The record is from RefSeq and is a predicted model, not a curated record. Gene Ontology annotation, molecular function: DNA-binding transcription factor activity, RNA polymerase II-specific; RNA polymerase II cis-regulatory region sequence-specific DNA binding. Gene Ontology annotation, biological process: regulation of transcription by RNA polymerase II.
CUCGCGGAUAGCGGCCUCACCGCGGAUUCAUACAAAAUAACAUAAAAUCGAUUAAAAAAUGUAUGAUAAUAUCGAUUGAAAAAAAAAUUCGAUACGAAACUACGUGGACGUCAACUAUUAUGAAUUUCUAACUUUUUUCGCGGCAUUCUAAUUGCUAAGCGGACAAGUUAAAACGUUACAAGUAGCACGUGCUUCUUUCGGAAAUUAUGCCUGUUACAAAUUAGUAGGGUUAUAGAAGUUUGACAGUUAUUGAAAAAUAUUAUUGUGACGUGACGUUUCGAAACUUUUUUCGAUGAUUUUUCAUUAGUUUUUAUGUAUUUACUUAUUUAUAUAAUUAAAAAUGUGAUUAAUAACGAAAAUGGGAGUCAAAAUUGCGGAAAUUGAAUGUGAAAAUAGUGGAUCCGCGAUUUGGAGCGAGAUAUCCGGUUAGCUAACCAGAGAUAAAACCAUGACAAAACGAAUUUGACUGCCACAAAAAUAAAGAUCUUCAUUAAUAAUGUGAUAAUCAUUAAUAAAAAAUAAAAAAGUCUUACAUAAAUAGUAUUUUUAGGCCAGUAUUAGUUUUAAAUAAGUGAUUUAUUAAAAAAAAAAAACUACCAUAAUGUGUUCAACUGAUUUCGGACUUUUUUUACAUAAACCAGCUCUGAAUGCAUAUCGCUCGAAGAGUACUUAAUGGUUUACAUGGAGGAUAGAGAGGGCGCGAGGCGUCGGCUAGGCGCUGUGCUGCCCACUAAUAUGGAGGCGUGCGAGCACCCGGUUCAGCUGGAGCCUGUAGACCUCAGCGUGAAGCGACCGUCUACUCCGAGAAGGCGGCAUCGCGGUGGGACACCAUCCUCGUCGAAACUCAUCAGCUAUGAUGGUUCCACGUCGACCCAACUGACAUUUGAAUCGAGUCAUCAGGUGCCGAAAAUCAAAGUGGGACCUGACCUUCGGAGCGCGAGGAAACCUAAAACUGUUAACCGGUACAAACCGGAGCCACCGCCAUUCGUUCCUCCGCUCCCGUUCCUGCCCACCCUGAAACCGGAAGACGUGCAGAAGAGCAUCUUCUUCAACACCGCUUUACAGAAAGCGCUGACUUCAUCACUCGCACAGAUGCCGCUUCGCAAGAGGACUGACAAUGACAUCCAAUCCCCAGAAGAAUCUCGUCGAAGACUCCACAAAUGCGACGUGGCGGGAUGCCACAAGGUAUACACCAAGAGUUCCCAUCUCAAGGCUCACAAAAGGACACAUACUGGCGAAAAGCCCUAUAGCUGCGUGUGGGCAGGGUGCGGGUGGCGUUUCGCGCGCUCGGACGAGUUAACUCGCCACACUCGUAAACAUACCGGGCAGCGGCCGUUCGCAUGCGCGCUGUGCCGCCGCGGGUUCGCCCGCUCCGACCACCUGCGGCUGCACAUGAGGAAACACGCGCCAGCGCACCGACACGGGCCAUGCGACGUGUGAUUUACAACGUUUUUUGGGAUUGGGAUUGAAAUUUACACGAAUUUACACGGUUUUACAUGAAUUUACACGGUUUUACACGAAUUUACACGGUUUUACAUGAAUUUACAUGUUUCUACAUUAAGGGGCUUUUCAGGCUACGUUCCUCAAAAGUAAUGUAGAUGGCUCUGUAACGAUUUUUCCUUCGUUUAACCUGGAUAGUUAUACAUAACAUAACAUACAUAAAUAGCCUAUAUACGUCCCACUGCUGGGCACAGGCCUCCUCUCAAUCAACCGGAGAGGGUAUGGAGCAUACUCCACCACGCUGCUCCACUGCGGGUUGGUGGAGGUGUUUUUACGGCUAAUAGCCAGGACCAACGGCUUAACGUGCCCUCCGAAGCACGGAAUCAACUCACUUUUUCGGACAAUCAGGUGAUUCGAGCCUGAAAAGUCCUUGCCAAACAAAGGACAGUCUCACAAAGUGAUUUCGACAAUGUCCCCAUCGGGAAUCGAACCCGGACCUCCGGACCUCCUCCUGGAUAGUUAUAUGCAUGUUUUAUCUUUUUGCUUUUGGGUAUAAAUGCUAUUGGUAGUGGAGCUGGUUUAAAGCGGUACAACGCCAUCUAUAUUGUUUUUGAGAAACGUACACUGUCAUAAAUUCAUCAGUUAAUAUAAUCACACUAUUAAAUGAGAUUUUUAUCCGAAUUUUAUAAAAUGUAUUCAUUGAUAUUAUGAAGGAAAAAAAUCGCACACAACAUGCCUUAAAAUCAUUACUGGUGCUAAAUCCUGUAGACAGCAUCUAAUUUUAUUUUAAGUUAUAUCUAUCGCUUUCUUAUCCGCUGAAAAGGAAAGGGACGGAUAAUCGACAAACAUAAAUGGGGCUUAAAGGAGUCUCUAUACUGUGAAUGUGGUCACCCGGAUCAAACCAUAUCUCACAUAGCGAACGAGUGCCCUCUACACCGGUUCCCAGGUGGCAUAGCCGGGCUGCAUUGUCUGACGGAUGCGGCAGAGACUUGGUUAGGGGAGCUUAAGCUGGAUAUACGAUCCACGCAGGAUAUUUUAUUUUUGUCUGCCAUACGCAAUAAUAAUAAUCGACGAACAUUAAAUUUAUAGAACUCAGCUCUCGAAAAACUCAAUUUUAGGGACAAAUCUAAAACAACCCUAUAAAAAAAUUACAUUGGCAUAUAACCCGACGGAAUUACGAUCAAUCGGUUUGCAUAUCAGCGAGAUACCAAUUUGAUUCGCCCGGGGUUAUUCAUUCAUUUACUCAUUCUUCCUAAAAUUGAGAGCUGUCAAUCAUCUGUCCCUUUCCUUUGCGGCGGAUAAGAAAAUGACAGGCAUAACUUAAAGUAUAAUUGGGAGGUGUCUGCAAGAACCGGGGCCAUUAUAUUGUUAUAUUAUAAUAUAUUUUAGUUAAUAAUUAAUUAUACUAAAGGUGGCAUUAUUUUUAAACUUAAGGCCAGUAAUUUUCUACAUUUAUUUUGUUUAUA